Messenger RNA from Thamnophis sirtalis, 1089 nucleotides. NCBI's taxonomy places the organism in Eukaryota, Metazoa, Chordata, Lepidosauria, Squamata, Natricidae. The record is from RefSeq and is a predicted model, not a curated record.
CAGUCUCCAACAAUAACAAUAAUGGAUACCAUGACAGCAGGAAUGUCUACAAUUAUCACCUGUGCAACCUUAGGAGGCUGUAGUCGGAUGCCUCCAAAUAUCACCUGGGUUGGCUUUCCCAAGCCCAUCAAACCUCAUGUGCACUUGAAUGAGACCCAUUACACCUCAGUGGUGGAUUUCUCACCUUCUCCUGAAGACAACAAUAGGAAUAUCACCUGCAUGGUCAAUUACAUAAAUGAGACUAAACCUGUUCCCAGACAGGAUACCGUCCAACUAAAAGUCAUGUAUACAACCCUGAUUUUUAUUGUGACUGGUGUCCUCAUCGUGCUCGGUCUCAUUGUGCUAAUCCCUGGAAUCAUCCUGGCUUCUAAAAGAUACCAGAGGAAGAGAAAAACGAUUACAGACUCAAAAGCAGUAAAUACCUUAACGAAUGUCAAGAAACCCAGCACUUUGGACCUCGCUGCUCAGGAAGUGAACGGCGUUGCCUCCAAAUCAAGAAGCCCCCACGAAUCUGUGGAUGGAGACCCUGAAGAAAUCCAUUACGCGACUCUUAGAUUCAAUGUGCCAAAUCCUAAUCCAGAUGUAGCUGCAGAAGACAUCCAAACGGAUUAUGCUGAAAUCUGUCCUUCCAAUUCUCAGGGAAAAGAAGCAUGAAGGUUUUUAAGGGAAUUCCUCUCUUCUGAUUAGCAGUCCUCAGAAGUUUGCCAGUUCCUGUUUACAUUGCGCCUUGACUCUGUUUCUGUAUCCUCUUUGGAGAUAGGAGCUGCCUAUCCAGCUGUUAAGCCCCGAACAGCACAGCAGGCCGAGGGAAGCAAAACUCCCUUAGAAUUCCAUCAAUCAACGUUAAUAUCAAGAAGGGCUGCGAUAUAGACUUUUGGAAACCAAAUGCACAAAACUAUUCCGUAUUUAUGAAUGUGGGGGGUGGUCAGUGGUGGGUUUCACAUCUUGUUAUCACCGGUUUGCCAUGCAUGCACGCCCCCGCUUCACAUAUGUGCCUCUUCCACAUAUGUGCCCAGCUUUCCAUGCAUGUGCUUUGCUCACAGGUGUGCCUUCUGCACAUAUGCCCGGCCUCAAAAAUGUGCCUAAAGA